Messenger RNA from Drosophila biarmipes, 2675 nucleotides. RefSeq lists its product as uncharacterized. Lineage: Eukaryota; Metazoa; Arthropoda; Insecta; Diptera; Drosophilidae. Bases 65 to 1249 code for a protein of 394 amino acids. The record is from RefSeq and is a predicted model, not a curated record. The transcript has 2 exons.
CAAGAGCUUUGCUCCCAGUGGCUCUGGAGAAGCAACUCAAACAAGGCACAAUCAGAGCUUCUCGAUGGCAAGCUCAAAUCUGGCGUUCGGAGCGUUGGUAGCCCUGGUUCUGCUGUUUUGGGCUGGCGCAGGACAUUGUCAGGUUGGCUACGUGCGGCACUUGUCGGAGCUGCGGAUUAAGGAGCUUAAGGACCUGGCGGUUCGAGUGCAAAACUCAGUUAACGCCGACAAGUAUGCCUGCGAAAGUUAUUUUGAUUACGUCUGUAGUCGAAAUCGUCCGCUCUUCUCGAUCAUGGGCCACUUGCCGCAGGUAAGCGACCUCAUGCUGCUGCUGACUGAGCUCCAAAACGACCCAGAACAGUUUGAGGCAAAGCAGAAGAUGAUGGACUUCUUCAUCUCCUGCAACUCCCAGCACGCUUUGGACGACUGCUAUCGCGAAACGUUCCAGUACUUUAAGCCAUUAUUCGGGUACAUUGUCACAAAAAACCUCCUCAAUGGAGGUUCUCAUGAGCUGGACGACUUCCUGGGCAUUUUAGACCGCUUCGUUACCAGAAUGCAAAAAGAAGCGGACUCAAAUCCCGUGCUCGGUAAGCUGGCAACGUACAAGCAGAAGUUCAAGACGCCGCGCGUCUACUUCCACGCCAGAGACCUGAGCCGGGAGUACAGGGACCUGCGCAUCUAUCGGGAGAGCUACGAGCAUAACGUUCGCAACCUAGAGCUGCACCGAAAACAGAAUUCCACCUACGAGCUGGGGGUCCAGCGAACAAUGCUGGACUGGAGCAUGUACCUCUUUCAGAGCCGGAACAAGCCCAUGUCUUACUACUACUCCACCUUCACCGUGCACUUGUACAUGAUGCUCUUCAACAGCCGGGAGCGGCAGCGCGACUUUACGCGAUUUCGCGAGGAAGUAGAGUGCCUGAGGCUGCCGCACUUCGUCAACGUGCUGGACGAAGCCAGAAUGCUGGCCGUGAUCUACUUGAAGAGCUUCCGGGCCGCCUGGAUAGACUACAGCGCCUGGACCAACACACCGCCGCAAAACAAAGGAACUUACGAUCAGGAAAACGGUAUCCUUCAGAAAUACCACCUUGACAACAAGCGAAUUUUCUUUACACUCUAUGCCCAGAACUUUUGUGAGUUUGGAAAGGAUAUGGCCGAGCACGUCUUCUUUCUGGGCCUCAAGCAGAAUAAAGACUUUUUCGACACAUACUCAUGUGGUUUCCAAACGGAAAACUCUAUGACAUGUGUUUAAUUGCUCAAUCUUUGUAUUCCAUUAAUAUCGUAUUUAAUUAAAAAGAAAUAACAUAAGCAGUAAUUCAUAAAAACUGCAACCAUUAUAUCACUGUGGAUACUGUUGGUACGCGUAGUGACAAAGCGCACAAGGAGAGUGUGCGAAGCCGACCACUUUACAUACACGAAGUGAAUGCAUAACGAGUGAUUGCAAAAACCAAAAGGAUUGUAUGCCACAAGUGCAAAAAUUUCAAUUGGUUUUGAAAAAAUUUGCAGAUUUUGAGAGCGCUGUGGAUUAAACCCCCAAGUUAUUAGACUGUUUUAUAAUCUUACAGGGAGAACGCCAAUAAAAACUAGAUUUAAAAUGGGUAAUUUUUCUACACUACUAAUGCUAAAAAGACAAUACAAUUUUGUAAUACAAAUACCUUUGCUUAAAUUGUCUAAAGCUUAAAUCAUUCUAAUUUUAAAUCUAUAUAGUCCCUGAGAUUCCGAAAUACAGCAACCCGUUUCCGCUCAGUAUAAAAGCGUAUUCAAACUUGCCGAAGUUAAUAUCCUUUCUUGUUAAUAGUAAACUGUCAACUUCAAAAAGCUAAUAAGCUAAACAUUUGUACAAAAUGUUCCAUGGUGUUCUUGUUGAUAAAGCCCACUCCAAAGAGAUAUAAACAAUUACAACUUGAUUGGCAGUAUCCUAUCAAAGGCUCGUAGAUUAAUCUCAAUGGAUAUAAGAUUUAAAAUUUAAAAAGAUGCCGUUCGAUUAAAUUUUAAUGAAAUAGUCAAAAAGUGUUUUAAAAAAAACUGUUCGUCAUAACUUUAAAUCUUUUAUAUUUUUUUUCAAUUUUAUUAUGAGAAGAGUAUUUAGCAAGAGAAAUUAUCUUUUCAGAGACAUAUAGCUCGUUUGUGUGGCAUUAGUUUAGACGGGUAUUAACAUUAAUUCUACCACUUUUUUAAAAACUAACUAGUUUGGAGAGAAAACAGCUAUAAAAAGCUAAAUUUUGUAUAUCCAUAAGUUGUGAAGUACUGAAGCUACGUGCUUGUGCUACAAGUCGGUAGAAAGGUAUAUCGAAAUACUAUGUACGCAUUUCAAACACGAUUUGUCUAAAUGCACGUUGUCCUUGUCCCUUUUUCUCAUUAGACCUUAUGGGGCUUGUAUUUCUGAGUUACUAAACAGUCUGUUUACAAGUAAAACGAGAAAAGAAGUUAGCUUAGGCAAGCCGAAGUUUGUAUUCCCUUGCAGUUAUAAGAUAUAAUCAACGAUAAAAUUGUUAAGCAAUAUUGCACUUUUGUACUAUCAGAUUAGCGAUAUUAAAAAAAAAAUAUAUUUAAUUUACUAUUAUUAUGCGUAAAAAAAGUUUCAGGCAAAUCAAAAAUGUGAAAAAUGUGAAAUGAAUAUCCCAACAAAAGUAAAAUGUGUAGGAUGUACAAAUACAAAGUGGAUAGAAAUGUGAAAA